Molecule: messenger RNA, 4813 nt
Organism: Bactrocera neohumeralis
Lineage: Eukaryota; Metazoa; Arthropoda; Insecta; Diptera; Tephritidae
Exons: 8
Coding region: 860-3358 (832 amino acids)
Molecular function (GO): protein binding
Source: RefSeq, a predicted model, not a curated record
AGUUAGUUUAAUGCGAGAUUUCAAGCGCUUAAGUUUAUCCGUUUUUCGGCUUGCCGUAACAAAAGCGAAGUCAAAAAUUUAGUUCAUGUUUUGUAUAAAACAAAUAAAUAUAAUUUUAAAUAUGUUUACCAAAAUAUAUAAAUAAAUAAGAAAAUAAGUUUUACCCUGUUCUACUUUGAGAGUUUUGAUACUAAAACAAUACACAUGUAAACCAGAAAUAUUGCAGUAAAAGUAAAUAUUGCGAAUUUAGGAGAACCUCUGUCAACCAAAAAUAAUAAGUUUUACUUAAUUAAAAAAAGAAAAUAACGCAUUCUUGCUUAAAAAUGUACGACGGUAGCAUAAAUUAAAACAUACUGAGCAAUGCACGAUUUCAAAGCUAAUCAAUAAAAUUUGCGAAACCUGCAGGCUAAUAACCUUUACCGGUGAUUAAAAGGUAUAUGAAAAAUAUUAAAUAUUGUAAGUCCAAUAUAUAAUUCCUCACUCAAUUAAAUUAACACAGUUAAGCAUUUCCUUAUAAAAAGUCAGUAUAUAACUUAAAUAUGUGUGAAUAAGGAAAGCAAAAAUAAAUUUCUUUCAUUGAUUUUCGUAUUCGAAUUGCAAAAACGUGGAAACUGGGUAAUAAAUAUUAAUUUAUGUUGUCUUUUGCGUGGCAAAUGCUAAAAAAAUUGCGCUGCAAAAAUUUAAUCUAGGCUGUGAACUGAGUUGACUUUUUAAUUUUCUUUCUGUUGACGAUAUCAAAAUAAAAUUAUUUCGAGACUUUUAAAUCGGGAAGCAUAAAGGACGCAAAAGAUACCUUUUCAUCCACAUUCUCAAUACGAGACUGCAAGCCCUAAGAAACCAACACUCACGCCAAACGAAAAUGUGUAACAGCAGACGAAACAACCGUCUCAGGUUCAAUAGCCUUGCCAUUUUAAUUUGCUUGAUGUGCAGUGGCCUUGUCUGUACAAAUGCCGGAACCGUAGGAAAUGGAAGAGACCAUUCGUCAGUGUUAAGACUAAAGCGCGAUCUUUCCGCCAAACAGAUACUACAGGAGCAAACAAAAGACAUCAGCUCUACAGUGGAGCCAGUACCACCCGUGGUCGACCAUCCUCAAGGUCAGUGUUUGCUGGACGGUGUGCUUGUGAUGGAAACGAAUGUAACAUGCGAAAAGCAAGUGGGCUGUCGAGCCAUACAGAAGACAGGACAGUGUUGUCCUGAUUACAAAUGCGAUUGUCAAAAAGAUGGUAGAAUUUAUUUGAAUGGUGAUAAAUUAGUAGAUCCGGAAACACCAUGUACGGUGUGCUAUUGUCAAGGUGGUGAAAUACUAUGCAGUUCUGUGACCUGUUUUCAUCGUGAUGAUUGCAAGCCAAAGUACAUACCCGGGCGCUGCUGUCCGAAAUAUGACAAUUGUCCUGUUUCCAUUUUCGAUCCAAGUCAUAACGCAAACCAAUCGCACAAUCCAUCAUACGAAACUAAAGAAACAGUACCUCAAAAUCCGAAAAUCACUAUUAAAGAGAUCACCAAACCGAUUGAGAUACGCAUUACCGAUGAUAACAAAGCCAUACCAAUUCACCAAAUUUUCAAACCUCAAACUACAGCAAUUACUAGAGUAACAACGACAGAAUCAACAGCAAUAACUGAUGACAGCGCUGCAACGCAACUGACUGCUUCAACGCCGACGGCAAGUAUACCCGCCUUAUCAUCAAAUACACCAAUAAUAACAAUUGACUUGGAAGGCAGUAUCAGCAAUGAAAAUUCAUCAACAGUAACUAUAACCGGCUCCAAUGUCAAAAACGACAGCAACUCAAGCUUUGGCAUAGACAAGAACCGCCAAAGUCUAAUUCCACUGAACGGGGGCAUUAAUACUGGCGAGAGCUUAAAGCUUAGCGCUUCGGUCGCUUACCCAAGUACAGAGCACAAUACUGUUAAGAUAAAUAUACCACAAAAUGAUGCAAGCGCUGAAAAUAGUAAAAACGAUAGUGGUGAAGUUUCAGAGGUAAUGAUACGGCUUGAUGAAGACAAUAGUGCGAUUCCCGAAUUCGGAGCACAAGAACUACAACACGAUGCAUUCUUUAAUGAUUCAACGAAAAUAAAUAUCAAGCGUGAAAAUUUACCAACAACAGAACGAUCAACAUCAGCAGAGCCCAUAGACGAAUAUGGUUCCCCAGAGUUUUCAGUCGGUAACGGUGGUGGACAAAGUGGUGGUUCGCAGUCACAGGGUAGUUUUGAUUUGGAACCAGAAACAGCAGGCAGUGAUAAUGUUUAUCACAUUAUCUUGACCACAUCAGGACCACGCAUAGAUGGAAGCACUGACGGUUUUGUCAGUUUUAAGCCAAGGGAAGAUUUUCAACGCCCUUCCUUUGAGAUACAAGCUUCAGGUUCGAAUCCUCAAGUCGCCGUAGUACUACCGCCACCACAACUUUCAAAUUUCACUAAUUCACCACUGAAUAUGAAAAGUACGACCCAAGUAUUAGCUACUGAUUCGAAUUCUUCCUCACAUAACAUAUUCACAAGCACAGAGGAGACCGUAUUAUCUUCUAUCUAUACAGAAUCUCCAAAACAGUCUGCGGCAAAAGGUCAUCAAGCAGAGGAAGAAGAAACCGCUUUACCAGUAGAAUCAAAUCCUGCAUAUCCUUCACUACCCGAAGAUGAUUUUAGUUUGAGAGAUGUAAAUUUUCCGAUAAAUGAAGCCGAUGAUGCAGUGGAGGUAGACGUAAAGGAAGAACAGCGUAGUAUCCCAUUUGUUGUAUUUAGGUCACACAAACCCGUGGAGGAAGGUAGUGGUAAUGGUGUUGAAUUUAUGGAAGUUUCAUCUACGGCAACUUAUGAAGCAUGCGUUGACUGUACUACUGAAAACUUAUCAAAACUUUCAGCCAAGGUGGCUCUUCUUAUGAAUUCAGCUGAAGACCUAUCUGCUGAAACAUCUAUUUCUAAUAAUAGCGACUUUAUAUCUGAUCGUUUCUCACGUCUCGCAAUCAAUGCAACAAACUCUGAUUCCAACGAAUCAAUUGAAAUGCAAUUGUCUAGUGAAUUGGGUAGUGGUUAUUCAGGGGAAGUGGAUAAGAAGCUUGAGAAAAGACGUGAAUCAACUACACCUCGUCCAAGACCAAGCUCAGCAGUGGCUAUAGAUAUUGAUGAGCUGAGUGGAAACCCUUCCGGUGAUGGCAAAAGUGAUCCUAAAGAUGAUCCCAAGCUGGAUGCUGAGAGUAUAAAGGCAGACGAGGAUUUAGAGGAUGGCAUAGUAAAACAGGAGACGGGUCUAAAAGAAGAUGUGUUAACAGUAAAUGCUAAACCAAAAGAGGAGCGCGCAGUCGAGGAGGUUCAAUUUGAAUCUGAAACUGGCAGAAUACAACAAUUGAUAGAGGAUCGUCUAAAUUAAUUAAGCUUAUUAAAGUAAUAGUUAAACACAAAAGAAAAAAUAUAUAGAUAAAUAUAAGAAUAAGAGAGAUGAAAUAUGUAAGUAUGUUAAAAUUAAAUAAUUUCUAAAAAUGUUUUAGAGAUUCAUUAGUACUUUAUACUUUAACAGAUGUCGAAGUAGAACUGAAUUGUGCGUCAUUUGUUAAAACUUUCAGUUUCAGUAGAGUGUGUAUCAAACACAAAAAUGUCAAUAAUGAUAAUUUCAUUUAUUAUUUACAAUUGAACAAGUUUUCUACAAACGUUCAAGUGUCUCCAUGACUAUAUGAUGAAAUCUUGUUUUUAAGUCUUAGCAAAGUUUGAGACACCCAUUUUUAUUUAUUUUAAUUUAUUAAUUUGUAUAUUUAAGCCUCAAAGGUAAAUUCUAUCCACUCUAUGAAGACUUUAAUGGUAUUGUUUUCUCAGAUAUACAUAAAUCUGAUAAUAUCAUGCAGAAGCUUUGCUCUCCAUUUUUUUUUUUAUUUACAUAUACUCGUACUUGUAGCGCAUACAUAGAUGUUGUAUUAGUUACCACCAUUCAGAUUAAUAAGUACACAAUUCAAAACAUAUACAUAGAUAAAUUAGGUAUAUUAUAAUAUCCAUUUAAUGUUCAUUUGUUAUUAACACAUGUGAGCAAUUCAAAAAGCAAAAAAAGUAAUGUUUUAGUGUCACAUAGUUUUUAUGCUGAAGUUUGGAGAAAUCUAUGAGAGUAAAGUUUCCCGUAGUUCUUGUAAAAAAUUCGUCAGUCUUCUUAAAAUAAAAAAAAUUUCUACGGUGCUUUUGGUAUAUAAAAUUAAUAAUAAAAUAAAUUUAUAAACAAUUAAAGCAAGGAUUUUUUCGCUAUCAUAAGUCAUCUAAGUAUUUGUUAAGUUACUGGUAUAUUGUAAAAUGCUCUUUAUAAAAAGUUUUAACUAUUUUUUUAUUUAUAUAUUUCCAUUAUUUUAUAACCUGUUGAAAUAUAAUCCGGAUGUAUGUACGAUAAAUAUAAGAAUAAGAGAGAGCUCUAUGCACCAUUGUAUCCCACAUCUUCACCGGUAUGUACUAGAAAAACACAAUGGUUACGUGAUUUGUGAGAAGCAGAAUCUUGAGGUAGAUGCGUUAAACUGAAUAGAAACUACAAUAUUUAACAGGAAAUUUUGAAAUAUUUAUCUUAAUAUAUACAUGUAUGUACACUUACUUUAAAUUAAGAGCGUAGUUUUAAGGCCAUUAAAACCAUAUCCAAUACGCAGAACGAAUGAUCAAUACAACGAAAAUGCAAUAAAAGCUGGGCUCUUAAAUGCAAUAACUCAGAUUUGUUAGGAAAAUAAACAAAUAGUUAAAAGUGAGGAAUUUAAAUAUAUUGUUUGAGUAAGAAUAAAUCGAAACAAACAUGAAAAUUAGAGUUGACACGAAUUUAAUAAGAAAAUUAUAAAAAAUUCAGUAAUAAAACGCCGUAAAAUUA